Helianthus annuus (common sunflower) is the source of this 615-nucleotide messenger RNA. Its product is annotated as dolichyl-diphosphooligosaccharide--protein glycosyltransferase subunit DAD1. Bases 65 to 418 code for a protein of 117 amino acids. The transcript is spliced from 5 exons. NCBI's taxonomy places the organism in Eukaryota, Viridiplantae, Streptophyta, Magnoliopsida, Asterales, Asteraceae. Gene Ontology annotation, cellular component: membrane; oligosaccharyltransferase complex. The record is from RefSeq and is a predicted model, not a curated record. Gene Ontology annotation, biological process: protein N-linked glycosylation.
UCGAUUUGAUUCCAUCGUCAAGAGUAAACACACAGAAACUGCAAUCACUGUUUGUGUGAGAGAAAUGGUGAAAUCGGCGACGACGAAAGAUGACGCACACGCUCUGUUUCACUCUCUCCGAUCUGCUUAUUCGGCCACUCCAACAAAUCUUAAGAUUAUAGAUCUGUACGUCGUGUUUGCUGUCUUCACUGCCCUAAUUCAGGUGGUUUACAUGGCAAUAGUUGGGUCCUUUCCAUUCAACUCUUUCCUCUCGGGUGUCCUUUCUUGUGUAGGGACAGCAGUCCUAGCUGUUUGUCUACGUAUCCAAGUGAACAAAGAAAACAAGGAAUUCAAGGAUUUACCACCAGAACGUGCUUUUGCGGAUUUUGUUUUGUGCAAUUUGGUGCUGCAUUUGGUGAUUAUGAAUUUCCUUGGAUAAGUUAUGUGUUUGGACAUGUUAUAAGACUGCAUUUUGAUGAGGGCUAGGGACAGGACUUUAGAUAUUGAUUUGUGAUGCUUGAAUCUUGAAAUUUUUACUGGUAAAUGGUAAUAGGUUAUAUUGAACCUUGUUAUAACUUUGAAAUGUCGGUGAAUCGGUCACUUGUAGUGCAAUGAGGUACACAUUCUUGUAGCUCA